AUGGCGUCCUUAUCUCCCGCGGAGGACUCGCCUGAGGCCGUCCCGGAAAAGCCUCCCGAUCGUAGGGUUAGCGGCCUAGACUUCCUUCGACCGAGUGUAGCUCCAGUCACUCCAGAACCUUUAGUUACCGCUGCUGUUGUUAACACCGAGGAGUUACCGUCGUCCAGCAAGGAUCCGCAACCGGCCCCCAAUCUCGCGCCUGCUCUAGCGCAGUUCACUCUCCCUCCCGCCAUCGCGUCGUCUAGCAAGGGGCCGCAACCUCCUCCCAAUCCCGCGCCACCACCAGCGCCGUUCACUCUCCCUCCCGCCAUCGCGUCGUCUAGCAAGGGGCCGCAACCUCCUCCCAAUCCCGCGCCACCACCAGCGCCGUUCAUUCUCCCUCCCGCCAUCCCGUCGUCCAGUAAAGCGCCUCCCUCUGCAGUUGGUAGCAGCGGCUGCAACGAUGCCGCUCCCGCGUCCGAGGGUCGUACAGCUAAGAAGGCGCGCACUGUCGUACUCCGCGGGAAGUUUCAGCAGAGCACGUUGACCUUCGGCGGUGUGCGCGUGCCACCACCAAGUGCUCCAGAAGACUCCGAGCCCGAACCAGAGGAACCAGAGGAGAUACCUGUAUGUGCGGACACCAACUCCCCCGUUCUGUCCAAGGCUGAGAUAAUGGAGCAGAAGUACAUAGAGGCGAGUGUUAACCCGUGUCUCUCGUUCGGCAAGGAGACAACCAAGUACUCAGGUCCAGGCGACGGCAGGCGAGACCUGCAGACGCAGACGAUGCGCAUCCACAAGCACACGACGGUCCACAAGGAGGCGAUGCAGCGUCAGGCAGAGAUUGCGGAGGCGAUUUCGAACGGCCAGACGAAAAUUGAUCGUUUCAUCAACGCGGACGUUGAGGGUCGGCGGGCGAUUCGGCUGAUGAGGUCGGUGCAGUUUCUCUGCCAGGAGGACGCGCCCAUCAGCAUGUUCUCGAAGCUCAUGAGGCAUCUCGCUGAGCAGGACACCCCCGACAUACCGAAGCAAGCCUACAGGGUGUACCUCACGAGCCAGCGCUUCAAGUACCUUCAGCGCGUCAUAUACAACACGAACCUCGAGGUCCAAGGCAUACACAGCGUGCGCUGGCUCUCCCGGGGCGACGCGGUGAAGCGUCUGUGCAAGGUGCUGGGCGCGGCGAUUGUGCCUUUCCACGAGAAGGAUCACGACUUGUACGAGACGGUGACAUCGUACAAGUUCCAGUUCUGCCUCUUCUUCCUCGCUGAGAUCCUCGGCGACCUGAACGAUCUCAACCGUUCGUUUCAUAAGCGGUACCUGGACAAGAAGGCGGACUUCGGUGGUUCCGGCAAUGGAUGGCUGCCGAAAUUCCUGGCGCUGUAUGGCAAGAAGUCGGGUCAGACGGUCCGAGUGCGUGGCGCGGAUUCGGAGGGCCGCCCUGUGAACCACUCGUACAUCCUGCACAAGAGGAAGCUCAAGGACCAUAAGUACAAGAGCGGCUACAAGGCGUGCGUGAAGCUGUGUCGCAAGUUCGCGACGGACGUCGUCGAUCGUCUCCUGUUUCGCCUGGACGACCUGCGGGGGAUGGGUCCAACGAAGCUGUUUCGCGCGUCUCAGUGGCCCAAGAGCAAGCACGCACGAGACCGCAAGUGCCAGGACUGGCUGACUGGCUGCGCCGCUCUGUUCAAGAACAAGCUGCCGGGGUUUGAUCACAAGAAAGCGUCGCGGGAGCUGACAACCUGGUGCCCAAUCAUGGAGUCUCACCACGAGGAGGAGUCAUUCGCGCAGGGACUGGCGAACUUCAUGGGGAGCGGCGACGCCAAGAGCCCCAAGAAGAGGCGCCCUGCGCAGAGCGUUCUGUUCCCAUCUGACGAUCGCAAGCGUAAGGAGAAGGAACCGGAGGAGGAAGAGGAGGAACCCAGGGAGCCGGUGGGCGAGGAGGAGCUCACGGAGUCAGACGAUGAUCGUGACGACAACCUGGAGAUGGAUCAGGAGAUUGAGCAGUCACCGCCCCAAGAUUACUCAGAGGAAGAAGAUAACCCGUUCCUCUCGGAUGGCGAGGAGGGGGAGGAGAUCUGCGCCCUGCACGCCGCCACGCACUCUGCCGUCGCGCCUGCCACACGCUCUGCCAAAACGACUGCUGCUGCGCCUGUCACGCGCCUACCGCACGCUCUGGCUCACUGCCUCUACCUGUCGUCUCCUCCACCUGUUGCUGUCCCCUCUCAUCUUGCAGCUGUGCCCCUGCACACUCCUGUCAUGGGGUUCGAGUUCGUCAUGCGGCUCGAUGCGGAGGGGCGGGCAACCGAAUUACAUGCAUAG
Closterium sp. Naga37s-1 is the source of this 2295-nucleotide messenger RNA. The record is from the annotation of a GenBank genome assembly. Lineage: Eukaryota; Viridiplantae; Streptophyta; Zygnematophyceae; Desmidiales; Closteriaceae.